CUACACUUCAAUUGCAUAGAGCCACCAUAUUUCCUGGGUUGUAACCUGAGAUACUACCGAUACUUUCAGCAUAUAUCCCGGCACUGCAGCACGGUGGUCGCCCUUUGCUCCGCACAUCUUGCACUUGUUUACAACCGGAAUUGACUUGUUCGUGGAGGGUGUUAACCCGGUGCUGCUGAAAGAGUGCACUAGGCGGAUCAGCGACUCUUGAGCAUUCCUCGUCUAGGACAGCCGUUCUUAACCCAACCGAGCCUAUAGUUCGAGAGGACAGUCAGAAAGCUAAAGGUGCUCGUCUUUGGGGAAAAUCCUUGGGGAUGGACUCCGCAAAGCGGCUGCGUGAGGCGUAUGAGCCCAGCCCUUAUGGUGGGAGCUACGAUAUGGCUUACAAGCAGCCCAGGCCCAACGAAGUGCCGGCACAAAUGUACGGGAACAUGAACAUGCAGUAUGGUUCAUAUCAGGCACAGGGCUAUGGAGGCCAGCAAGCCAUGCAGCCGGCCAUGCAGCAGCAAGCCAUGCAACAACAAGCUGUGCAGCAGCAACCCGUACAGCAACAACCCGUGCAGCAACAACCCAUGCAGCAACAAGCUAUGCAACAGCAAGCCAUGCAGCAACAAGCUAUGCAACAGCAAGCCAUGCAGCAGCAAGCUAUGCAACCUCAGGGUAUGCAGGCGCAAGCACCGAUGCAGCAGGGUGCGGGUAUGGAACAGCCACAUGGGGCGAAUGCGAGUAGUCUUGCGGCCGCCCUGGCCACGUUGAGCCAAAGCCAACUGAGUAACCUGGCGGGGCUUUUGGGGACAGGGCCAGUGGCCAUGGGAGGUCAGGGCAUGGGCGGUCAGCAGCAGCCAAUGGGUCAGCAGGCAAUGGGUUCCCAGGCGCAACCGUACAUGGGUUCACAGCCGCAGCCUAGCAUGGCCGCGGGUGGGCAACCCAUGGGGAUGGGUGUGGGGCCGCAGCAGCAGCAAGGUAUGCCCGGAAUGCAGCAGCAGCCGCAACAGCAGCCUGGGAUGCAGCAACCUGGCGGGGGUAUGCACAUGCUGCAGCAGCAGCAACAGCCCAUGCCCAUGGCUGGCGGUCCCGUGCCGCAGCCGUCGCCCAUGCAACCCAUGCAAACACAGCCGCCGGCAGGCCUUCCUGGCGUGCAGCAGCAGGGGGGCAUGGGCAUGGUGGGAGGUGCGGGCGCGGGCGGGGUUGGUGGCAUGGUGAACGGCGGCGCCGGCGCGCCGCAGGCGGCGGUGCUGCCGCCUCUGCCGGCGGAUGCUACUGCGACUCUCUACUUGGAUUGCCUGCCUCCUGACGUGACGCGCCGCGAAAUGGCUCACAUCUUCCGUCCCUUCGCCGGGUAUAAGAGCCUUCGCCUGGUUGUCAAGGACUCCCGGUCCAACGACAAGAACAUCAAGGUGUUCGUCGAUUUCGUGGACGCCCGCGCCGCUACUGACGCCCUUAAGGCGCUCAACGGCUACCGCCUUGACCUUGACACUGAUCAGUCCACCGUCCUGCGUCCCGUCUACGCCCGGCCGCCCAAGGACCCCUACAAGGUCAACCGCGGCGCCGGAGCACCCGCUGGUGCGGGGGCGGUCCUUGACCCGCCGCCGCCGGGCCAAGCGCAUGCACGAGGCGACCCGGCUCGCAACAUUCCGAACCGCAUGGGCCCGAUGGUCGGUCCCGGCGGCGGCGGUGGCGGCCCGUCCAACGCGGGUCCGAUGCGCAUGCACGGCGGGCCCGGGGGCGCGGCGUCUGCGCCCAACAUGUACCUUGACGGCGGCUACGACGAAGGGUUUGUGGGUGGCGGUGGGCCGGGGUCGGGCCCCAACAUGGGAGGUCGGCCGGGUGGGCCUGCGCCUGGGGUUGCGCCGCACAUGUAUGAGGGGGUUGGGCCGUACCUGGGUCCGGGCCCCAUGCAAGGUGGGCUGCCGGUUCAGCCGGAUGCAAGGGGUCCUCCUCCGCACGCAGCCAUGCAUGAGCCCAUGGGGCCAAUGGGGCCGGGUCCGGGUGGUUUGAUGCGCAUGCGCGGGCCGGGGCCGGAGUUUGGUGGGCAUGGG
This is a messenger RNA of Astrephomene gubernaculifera, 2039 nucleotides long. Lineage: Eukaryota; Viridiplantae; Chlorophyta; Chlorophyceae; Chlamydomonadales; Astrephomenaceae. The record is from the annotation of a GenBank genome assembly.